AUGUUGAAUAAGGCGAAAAGUACGAUUUGCGAGAAAAGUGAGUUUACGCAACGUUAGGCUAGAGAGUUUAGCAGAAAAUUAAGUUUCUCGCGAGAAUUUUUCGUCGAAACUGUUUCGCAAGUUUCCAAGCGACAUUUUCGCACGCGUUUUCUGUUGUUUCAAGUGCCGCGAUGCAGCAAGGACUGUUGUUGCGACUACACGAAACGGAGGCUGCCGAUUCUUUCGUGGGCAAGAGGCUACAAAUUCUCGUGGCUGGCUCGAGAUGCACUGGCCGGCUUCACCGUUGGCCUAACAGCCGUCCCACAAGGCAUCGCUUACGGCAUCGUUGCUGAAUUAAGUCCUGAGUAUGGAUUAUACGCGUCUUUCAUGGCCUCGUUCGUAUAUAUUAUUUUCGGCUCUUGCAAAAGUAUUACCAUCGGCCCAACCGCUAUUAUGGCAACGAUGGUGCGACCUUUAGUGCUGGGAUACGGUGCCGACAUGGCGAUUUUGCUUACGUUUUUAAAGGGUUGCAUUAUCGCGUUGCUCGGACUUUUUCAUUUGGGUUUCUUGUUGGAUUUUAUUUCCUUGCCCGUCAUCACCGGUUUCACCGCGGCUGCGUCCAUUAACAUAGCCAGUUCACAGUUCAAACCGUUGUUAGGAAUUGCUGGUAGAAGCGAAGAUCUGGUAGACUCUUUGAUCUCGAUAUUUUCGAAUCUGAACAGCAUCCGGUAUCAAGACACGCUGCUAGGCAUUGCAACGGUAGUGGCUCUGGUGUUGUUUAAGAAUUUACCUGGACGUCGAACUGGUACCUGGCCACAGAGAAUCGCUUGGGCCAGUACUUUAGCGCGUAACGCAUUGGUGGUCAUUGUAGGAACUCUGAUCGCGUAUAUCUUUUUUAUCAACGAUAAAGAGCCUUUCAAGCUAACCGGAACGAUGGGUAAUGGACUGCCACCGUUCGGUCCGCCGUCUUUCUCCAUAACAGCCAACAAUCGAACGUACAAUUUCCUUGAAACAACCGCUGCUAUGGGAACGACGCUUUUCUCCGUACCGAUCGUUUCUACGAUCGAGCACAUGGCGAUAGCAAAGGCUUUUGCAAAGGGGAAAUCUUUGGACGGCACGCAAGAAAUGCUCGCUUUAGGAUUGUGCAACAUAUUUGGUUCGUUUGUUCGAUCAAUGCCAGUCACUGGCUCUUUUACGCGAACCGCUGUCAAUUAUUCUUCCGGGGUGGAAACUACUUUCGGUGGUUUAUUUACA
Messenger RNA from Heterotrigona itama, 1233 nucleotides. NCBI's taxonomy places the organism in Eukaryota, Metazoa, Arthropoda, Insecta, Hymenoptera, Apidae. The record is from the annotation of a GenBank genome assembly.